Messenger RNA from Cyclopterus lumpus (lumpfish), 1688 nucleotides. RefSeq names its product lysophosphatidylserine lipase ABHD12-like. Gene Ontology annotation, biological process: monoacylglycerol catabolic process; phosphatidylserine catabolic process. Gene Ontology annotation, molecular function: monoacylglycerol lipase activity; phosphatidylcholine lysophospholipase A1 activity. Gene Ontology annotation, cellular component: endoplasmic reticulum membrane. The record is from RefSeq and is a predicted model, not a curated record. The transcript has 12 exons. The coding region runs from base 240 to 1211 and encodes 323 amino acids. NCBI's taxonomy places the organism in Eukaryota, Metazoa, Chordata, Actinopteri, Perciformes, Cyclopteridae.
UACCCACAGUGCAUUGCAGCGCAGCAGUGACCUGUCUGCCGGGUGUGUUCCGUUUCGCUGUUUGCCCCCCCACCCGUGUUCUGCGAACCACCAGCAUCACGGGGGACUAGUCGGUGUCACUUGAGCGUUAACCUCUUUCCCUCCGCGUCGCCCAAGGUCCAUGCUGUCGGGGCGGAAGCUCGAGACCAGCACGCGGGAUUAGUCGCUGCAGAAAGGAAGUGCUUCGUCCUGACGCAGGAAUGAAGAGAGCUGCGUUGUUUCUGGUCGCUGUCUACGCCUCAGCGCCCGUCCUCCUCUACCUCUUCCCCUGGAUCCUGGGCCACAUCAUAUUCUCUCACUUGUUGAGGUUUCCAUUCCUCUUGGACCUCGGCCGACCUGAAGCCGUGCUGAACCACACAUGCAACUUCUACCUGGACUCGGAGGAGGGCGUCUCAGUGGGUGUCUGGCAUACACUCCCUGCCAGCCAAUGGGACGAGGCCGCGGGGAGAAGCCCUGAGUGGUACCGGGAAACUCUGGGAGACGGACGCCCUGUUAUUAUUUAUCUCCAUGGCAACUUGGGGACCAGGGCCAUACAUCACCGGGUGGAACUGGUGAAGAUUUUAAGUGCUGCAGGCUAUCAUGUCUUAUCUUUAGACUACAGAGGUUUUGGAGACUCCACUGGGGAGCCCAGUGAAGAUGGGCUGACCAUCGACGCCCUCUUCCUGUACCACUGGGUAAAGAAGCAGAGCAGAGGUCCCGUGUGUCUGUGGGGACACUCACUGGGCUCCGGGGUGGCGACCAAUACUGCGGCGAAAGCCCAAGAACAAGGGUCGGCUGUUGAUGCUUUAAUCCUCGAGGCCGCAUUCACAACUAUUGGAGAAGUCGUCGUCAACUAUCCGCUCACUAAGAUUUACAUGUUCCUUCCGGGAUUUGAGAGCUUGCUUAGGAGCAUUGUGGAAAGGAACAACAUUGUGUUUGCGAGCGAUAAAAAUGUAAAGGCCCUGACCUGCCCUCUUCUUAUCCUGCAUGCAGAGGAUGACGACAUUGUACCGUAUCACAUGGGCCAGAAGCUGUACGAGAUAUCCCUCCAGGCUAAGAAAGAAUCCAACACAGAUGUUCGAGUUGAAAUGAUCUCCUACAGUGCGACUCUUGGAUUCUCCCACAACAACAUCUACUUGGAUCCCAAUCUGUCAAAUGUUGUCGGGAAAUUUCUACAAAACCUGAGGCAGUAGAUCGUCUCUCCCUCCUCCAGAAAAGGAAAUGGUAGAUUCCAACUGAUAUUUAUUUUUCAAAAAAAGAAAUUAUGCAUGCGUGUGUGUGUGUGAAAAAUAAAAUUUAAAAAAAAAGCAACGGUUUACAUAUUACACUUCAAUUAAGACACUGGACAAUAACAAUACUGCAGAUCACAAAUGAAAUAGGUUUGUAUAUCUUUUCAUUAACCAACUUGUAGCGAUCUGGAGGCGCAUGUGUGUCAGUCAGCCUGCAGCUUAGAACGGCUUCGUCACUCAAACUGCAGCAUGAAGUAAGGCAGGAAUGUCAUUUAAAAAUCUGUCGAGUCAGCUGCUGCGUUGCCGACAUCCUACUGAAGUCCUAAAAUGUCAAAUAUGAAGGAAUGAUCCGACCUCGCUCUCUUGAGUUUCCUGUAUGUGUUGGUGCUGAAGGACUGUAACAAGACAUUUUUUUGUAAUGAAAGUACUGUAACUCAGGUG